AUGGAUGAAGAACUGAUAGAAAUCAAAGAACUUUUGGAAGAUGCAAAGCUGAUUAAAGUGCCUUCGUAUAAAAAAUGUUUCAAACUUGUACUUCCACAUGUUGUUCUUGUUGCCGUCGUGUGUUUGUACACAGUAAUUGGCGCAUGGGUUUUUUACACUCUCGAAUCACCUUAUGAAGACAUGAUGAAAAAAAUUGGCAUCGAAAGGAUUACUCAGCAACGAGAUGAUUUACUAAAGGCAUUGUGGAUGAAACGUAAAGAAUUGAAAAGAUUUGAAUCUGAUGUGUGGAUUCACUCAACUAACGCAAAACUGCAAGAGUUUAACGAAUGUUUGUAUAAAGCUUUCAAGGAUUAUUAUGUUAGGUAG
Thelazia callipaeda (thelaziosis nematode) is the source of this 366-nucleotide messenger RNA. The record is from the annotation of a GenBank genome assembly. Lineage: Eukaryota; Metazoa; Nematoda; Chromadorea; Rhabditida; Thelaziidae.